AAUUUGCAGGAACACGCCACUUCUUCAACAGAUUUCUGCACACUCCACCUCAAAGUGCAGCUGAGCUCAGAGCGAUGAAUCCUCAGGGUUACCCGAGUGCUUCGGCUCCACUGCAGGGGGUGCAGUAUGGACAGCCUGAAGGCCCUGGAAUGGUUCAGUACACCACCGUGAACGUCGUUGCGGAGCCCCCAAAGGACCACAUCAUCUGGUCCAUCUUCAGCUUUGUCCACAUGAACCCUUGUUGCCUCGGACUGGCAGCUCUCAUCCACUCCGUCAAGGCCAGAGACCGGAAGAUGGUUGGAGAUCUGGAAGGGGCCCGACACUAUGGUUCCACUGCUCGUUCCCUCAACAUCGCCGCCACCGUCCUGAUUUGCCUCAUUGUCCUGAUUUUCAUUAUUGUAUACAGCGUGAUUGUUGGACAGAUCAGUUCUUCCAUUCACAGAAGUUCCAGUUAUGAUUACAAUUUCAGAGGGUAAAUGUCACAUUGUGGAAGUGAUGGCUUGUAGCUUUUUCUAUCACUUUUCAUCUUUGUACUUACAUGCUGAAACCAAAAAAAGAUCUGCAUUUCAUUGAUGUUACAAGAGACUGAAAUGGAACUCAUCUAUAUUUCUCUGGUGACAUUUUUUAAACAUUUUACCUUAUAAAAUUCUCAUUUCUUGUCCUCUGCUGCUGAGCAAUUGUUCUAUAAAACAACUUUCUGUGCCAAUAAAGGUGUUUGUAGUUGCAUAUA
This is a messenger RNA of Amphiprion ocellaris (clown anemonefish), 730 nucleotides long. Its product is annotated as dispanin subfamily A member 2b-like. The transcript has 2 exons. The record is from RefSeq and is a predicted model, not a curated record. Bases 75 to 476 code for a protein of 133 amino acids. Gene Ontology annotation, cellular component: plasma membrane. Lineage: Eukaryota; Metazoa; Chordata; Actinopteri; Pomacentridae.